Knipowitschia caucasica is the source of this 1134-nucleotide messenger RNA. Lineage: Eukaryota; Metazoa; Chordata; Actinopteri; Gobiiformes; Gobiidae. The record is from the annotation of a GenBank genome assembly.
AUGGACUCAGCUGAUCAAGAUCCUCCAUCCUCCAGACCCAAGAGAGACCUUCGUCUACCAGAGCAUUUGGCCGAAUAUGAUGUCGUCCUCCUUCCCUCUCAGCAGCCCGCUGCCCAAGUCUCCUCACUUCCAGUAGGACAACCCGGCAAGCGUAAGUCUUCCAGAACCGGGAGUGCGUCAGGAUAUCAGUCAUCUACAAGUUCACGACGGUCUUCUCAUUUAUCCCUGGGGAGUCAACUACUGAAGAAUAUGCCAGAUGUUAAAGCAGCUGCGCUGGAAGAGCAGAUCAGAGUUAUGGAGCUUGCAGACCUGCAGCAGGAGAUAGAAGAGGAGAGAGAAGCCGAUUUGGAAGCCAAGAAGUUGGAGGAACAAGUUAAAGAAGGACAACGGAUGCAAGAGGAAGCAUACCUUGCCAAGGAAAGGAUGGCCAAGGAGAUGGGACGGCGCAGACGCCUGAAGAAGUUGGAGAAGGAAAUUAAGAUUGCCAGUGCUGUAAAGUGCUUUCUAUCCGAAUCAGAGGAUGAAGCAAAAGACCGUCUCUUCCACCUUCCCAUGUUGCUCAGCAUCCAGCACAGCCACAGCAGCACCCAGAUCAGACAGCUGGUCCAAAGUGAGCUAGGCUCAAUACUCAACUCACCAGCCAUUAAGUCGGGAGAUGCCGAAGCUUUUGACUCCUUCGCCCUCUCAGUCCAGUCUCUGGUUGGUAUGUUACGCACCCUAGAGGGAACCGUCGGAUAUGAGCUCAGGUGUGGCUCCCAUGUCGACCGCCUUUUAAGUAAGAUGUCCCCGGCCCACAGAGAUGGAUUCGUGGAGUACUGUCUUUGUCGAGGCAUCUUGCAGCCAGGUCACGGCGCGGACUCCCGGUGGCGUCUCUCUCUCUCUCUGAUUUGCGACAGAGGUGCUGGGAUCAAAGUGGCGCGGUGGUCCGUCCCCCUCUUUCUUCCCCCCUCACACACAGACGUCCAGGGCCCACCGUCCGCGGCGUCUGCGACAGUACGAGCCUUCUCUUCCCUUCGCUCUGAUCUUGUUUUGAGGCACUUCAAACUGCCUUUUGAAGUCUCCUCUCGCCCUCGGACGCAGAUGAAAGAGGUCCCGAGCUCAAACGGCAGCAGCGGAGAUAGAAAACAGAGCUAA